GGUGCUGGAGAGCGCCAACUUCAGAGUGGCACUGCGCUCUCGAGCCUUUUCAUGGCCCCAAGCUCCAAGUCGCGGGAUGGAGGCUGGGCUUGCAGCGGAUGCAAAGCUCGGAAUGGGGACAACUACGAUUUCUGCUGGAAGUGCUGGAAGGUUCGUGACUCCGCGAAGACGGCGAACCACGGUGCGGUCAGUUCCCAGGACGACGCAGAGGCCGAGGAUGCCACCAAAGCAAAGCUCAAGAAGUUACGGGCACACCUGGCAGAACUUCGACGGCAGGCGGGGGACCCAGACUUGGCCAAGCACGUCCAGGGAAACAUCGACGUCGUGCAGAAAGAAGUUGAUGACUUGCAGGCAGCUGUCGACAGCGGCAGCGACAUCCCACGUUGCUUCUCGGAGUGCAAGUUGGUCCGAGAGAGGAACAAAACGCAGGCGCAGCGUGAGCGCACACAGGAGCGGGUCGAGAAGCUGGAGCAGGAGAUCAAGCAGGCCCAGGAGAAGCUUGACAGGGAGAAAGCCCUCUUGGCCAGACAAGAUGAGAAAUUGCAAAAGCAGAGUGCCCGUAUCGAAGAGCUCAGCGUGCCCAAGCCGGGCAAGGGCUGGAGAGCGGCCGCGUCGUUCCUGGAGCAAGCCAAGAAGUGCCUGCGCGACCAGGAGACGGACACCAAGAUCGCCGAAGCCCUCCGCCACGCGCAGCAGCAGCACACCGCAGAGGAGAAGCGAGCUGCUGCGGCCGCAGCAGCAGCAGCCGCCAAGGCCAAGAAGGAGGCCGACGCCGCAGCGCGGGAGGCCGCCCACGACAAGCAGCAGAGGAACAAGCGCAGAGCCGAGGAGGAGAUCAAGCAGGAGCUGGUCUCCUUCCCGCAGAACGCCGACGCGACGCAGAUCACAAAGAUCAUGCAGGGGCAGGGGUUCUUCACCAUCAAUGCGAACUCCAUCGGCACGCUGGAGCGGACUAUGCGCUCCAUCAGGUACACGCACAAGUACCCCAUCAUCAUGGCGCAGGAGCUGCAGGCAAACGAGCACAGCAUCUCCUGCUUCACGCAGCGCAUGCAGAAGGAGGGCUGGAGGCUGGGCACUGCGCCGAGCGUCCGCACCGCACGGGGGGGCUGGAGCGCAGGGGUGCUCCUGGCGACUGUGCGGCCAAACAACAUGAGCUACGCCAGGGGGCUCGACACGCGGGACAUCUCGCCCGGUGAGUCCAAGGGCCACCUCGCGAUUGGCUGGGUCCGCGCCCGAGGCAAGGACCUCGGCAAGGAGGGCAUCACCAUAGGCACGGCCUACCUCUGGGUCAGCGAGGGCAUGACGGACCGCAACAGGGCCACCCUACGGAACUUCACUACGGCCGCGGCAGCGGCGGGGAAGCAUUGGAUCCUGGGCGGUGACUUCAACAUAGAUCCAGCAGAGCUACAGCACACAGGGGUGGUCAACAGGAUGGACGGGGUCAUCGUGUUCGACACCUCGCGCGGCUCGUGCGCCACUCUGGGCGAGGCACGGCACCGCGACUACUUCAUCAUGUCCAAGACGCUCCUGGAUGGCCCGCUCCACGUGGCCGUGCAGGAUCAGUACAACACGGCGCCGCACUCACCUGUGCUCCUGCGAGUCCCUCGCCUACGGGAAGAGGCACGCUGGGCACGGGUACUACGGCGACAACGGCGAUGGCCACUGCAGCUGCCCACAGGCUGCGUGGCGGGGCCGACCUCGCGGCCGCGACUCCUGGAGCACCGCAGGCAUACUCAGGACGAUGUGGACCGCUACUGGGGCAACUUGGCCAACACGUACGAGGAGCACCUGAACAAGUACCUCAACUACGUCGGCCUGGACUGGCACGGGCGCAAGGGCCACCUGCAGCUGCCCACCUACGCUUGGGAGCAGCUCAAGCCACCCACGGUGCACGAGGCCGCGCGAGAGCAGCAAUGGGCAGAGGCAGCUGAGUGGCUGGGCCGCCGCUUGGGACACGUCAGCACAGCAGUGCGAACGCGGAGGAAGAACGGGAAGCAAGAGACGUUGGUCUGGGCUCAGAACAACGCCAAGGGCAUCCUAAGGAAGGACAUCAUCGGGCCGCUCCUCGAGCGGAACCACCCAGCAUGGCGCGCCGAGCCCGACCAGGAGCGGGACAACGACGACGCCACGGACGAGCAGGACAACACAGACAACCUGGACGAGUUAAACUACACAGUGCGCCGAGUCGAGGAGGACACGACGAGCCUCCCAGAGAGUACUCCUCGGCGGACCCCCGCUGUCCUCGGCCUCACGGCUUCGCAGGACUGCCCGUUGGUCGGGGCGGAAGCGGCAGGAGAGCGCCGCCGACCGACGGGGCGGGGGCGAUACACGGACACCGAUUGGGGCAAGUUGGCGAACACAGUCGCCUGGAUCGACGCCGAGCACAUCACCGAGAGGGGCUUGCACUACGUGGACUGCGCGGCCAAGCUCAUGACAGUUGCUAGCCAGCACACGCGGCGGCGAGCACGACAGGAAGUGGCUCGAAACUGGCGACGCUGGGUGACCAAGCACAGCCAGGCGGGGGCGGGAGCGCUGCGCAAGUGGACUAAGCCGCCUGUGCCGCGGGCCCCGAUCCAGCCGACAGAGUCCCGCACCCAGCAGGAGCUCACGCACCCGCAGGUGGCAGCGGACACGGCGCUGGAGGGCUGGGAGACGGUCUGGGCGGACAGCUACAACGCCGACGAGCCGUGGUGCCAGGCCCCCAGCGACGACGAGUGGAGCGAGCACAGAGUUCCGCGGAUCACCCCGAGGGGCGUCAUCGAGGCUUGCGGGCGGUUCCGAGCUGGGACAGCCCUGGAAGAAGCAGACUGGCACCCGCGCGGCAGGUGGCUGGGCCUUAUCCCUGAGCUGGCGCGCGUGUGGGAGAGCAUCCGCAUCCCCUACGCCAGGCGCUGGGAGGCAGCAAACGAGCGAGCCUACGACUGGGCACGCCGAGGGAGAUCGUCGGAACGCGCGGCAUGGCUACAGGCACUCUACUAUGAGGCCGCGCGGGCUGACGGACACGACUAUGCGGUGACCUACUUCGACUUGAUCAAGUGCUUCGAGUGGGCCACCCAUCGGAAGGUGUGGGAGGCGUCGCAGAGAUGGGGCUUCAAUCCAAUCAUCAUGCGGACCGUCCUCAAGAUCUACAGCACGGCGCGGCGCAUCGUCCUGGACGAGUGCUACACCGACGGCAAGGCGCGGCAGCGCGGCAUCGUGGCGGGCAGCAGGUACACACCGUUCUGUCUCAAGAUGGUGAUCAUCCUCGAGCUGGACAGGCUGGUGCACCAGUUACCCUGGGCGGACACGCGCCUCUUCUUCGACGACCUCGCCAUGGCCACGCACGGCAGGCACGAGUACGUCGACGAGGUCCACCCGCGGCUCAUCGAGGCCGUGGCCACCAUGUUCGAGACCACGCUGGACAUGGCCGUCUCGCGCGGCGCGGAGGGGAAGACGGUCACCUUGGCCUCCUCCACCGCGCUGGGCCAGCACAUCCACAAGAGUACCAGGCACCUCGGCGUGAGAGUGGUCAAGCACGAGAAACACCUGGGAGUGACAGUAACAGCAUGCAGACGGAGGAGAGCGGCCGCCAUCAACAAGCGGGCGCUCAAGUUUGCAGCGAGAAAGGCACGGAUGGCAGCCGUGCGCAGAGCAGGAGGAGCGGCACACAAGCUGAUUCGACAAGCCAAAGUGCCAGCCCUCCUCUACGGAUCCUCAGUCGUCGGCAUGGCAGACUCCAAGCUCACCGAGCUCAGGAAGAACGCGGCGGCGGCGAUGGAGGGCAACGACAAGGGAAGGUCCACGGCACCCACGCUGCUCAGCGACAGGGCCGACCCAGGCAUCCUUGCCAACAGUGGCCCCAUCAUCGCCUGGUCCACGGCGUGGCAGGAAGCGCUCGAGGACGACCAGCUGGCCGCGCGGCUCCAGAGCGCGUGGCGCACCUGGGUGAUGAAGAUAUACAAGUGCAAGGCCCCCUGGCUCACAGUUCGGGGGCCAGCGGGGGCGUUCGCGGCGACGGUCAGGCGCCUCGGCUGGAUGACGCAGGCUUCGCACACAGUUACCAUCGACGGGAACGUGCUCGACCUCCGCUACACCAUGCUGCAGGGGAUCCAGCACCACGUCGCGCGCACCACGGAGAAGCAGCUGCAGGACGAGUGGGUGAGCCAGCACGGCCGCCAGCACGGCAUCACCUCCAUCUUCCUGGCACAGUUGCAGGCACUACUACGAGCCGAUGCUCUCUGGGGGCGCGGCAUUACGGCCGACCCCGCCGACGAGCUUGGGCUCUGGGAGCUAGCCUCGUGCGACGACUGGCUCACCGAGGGCAACUGGGACGGCCUCGCGACAGGAGACAUCUACGUGGACGGCUCGUUGCAGUCCGGCGACCACGCACCACUGCGACGAGGAGGAUGGAGCUUCACCAAGCUCAAAGACAACGAUGAGUACGACAUGGACUACGUGUGCUACGGGCCCCUCCUUGGCGCACAGUGGGUCCAGAGCAUCCUGCGGGCGGAGCUCCACGCGCUGCUGCAGGCGUCGCGUGCGGGCACCCCGCCCAUGCGCAUUUUCACCGACUGCCAGAACGUCGUCGACGGCGUGAUGGCAGGACCAGCGUGGCUCGACAAGAGGAGCCGCCCGCACCUCGACCUCUGGGAGUGCAUUUCCCAGGCCAUCGCAGAGCUCGGAGGCCUGGGCCCGAGCACCGUGCAG
Prorocentrum cordatum is the source of this 4686-nucleotide messenger RNA. The record is from the annotation of a GenBank genome assembly. NCBI's taxonomy places the organism in Eukaryota, Dinophyceae, Prorocentrales, Prorocentraceae.